This is a messenger RNA of Biomphalaria glabrata, 6682 nucleotides long. RefSeq names its product putative tetratricopeptide repeat protein 41. The record is from RefSeq and is a predicted model, not a curated record. Gene Ontology annotation, molecular function: protein binding. The transcript has 20 exons. The coding region runs from base 461 to 4723 and encodes 1420 amino acids. NCBI's taxonomy places the organism in Eukaryota, Metazoa, Mollusca, Gastropoda, Planorbidae. Gene Ontology annotation, cellular component: Cul4-RING E3 ubiquitin ligase complex.
AACAUAUUAUGAUAUUCAACAUUUUCAUAUUUCCAUUUUGAUAUAAAACGGUCUUAUAUACAUUUAUAUUUGGCGCCAUAUAUUGAUAAUGUAACUGUCUUUGUUGAUAUCUGUGGUCAUGGUGACACGACAGUUGUGACGUCUGAUGAAUCAUGAAAAGAAAAAGAAUGUAGAUCUUAUGACUAGGUGUCUAGAAUCUACUAUAUCUAGAUAUUCUUGAACUAGGGACUGCACGUGAUAAAAUGGUUAAAACUGCACACUGAUCAGAAACACACCAUCCAUUCUUGAGACAUAUCAUUAAUUGGACUGUAGAAAUGACUGCUGGGAACCCAGGUAGGAUGGGCAAAACUAAAAAGAACAGAUAGCAAGAGGAUUUUUGCUUUGACUCAUUUUGAGUUUCUGAAUUAAUUCAGCACAAAGUAUUGAUUUCAAAUUGUUGAGUAAGCUGAGAUACUUCACUAUGUUAAACUCACAGGAUUUCCAGUAUCACAAGCCAGUGACACCAUAUAUUUGUUCAACUCCUUUAGAUUUUCUAAAUGAAAAAAAACAUCUUUCAGAAUGUAUCUAUCCUGAGCUGAGUAAAGCAUGCAAAGCAAGAGGUUCUUAUUUUAAACCAACUAAUCUUUUAUGGGAACCUGGAGCACAAAAUCUUGUCAAAGGCCUAUAUCUAAAAACUCAAUUGGAUGCUAUAAAUAGAUGCUCUCCCUUUUUUAUUGGUUUAUUGGGAGAAACAUAUGGCCCAUUUAGAGAUGAAAGUAGAGAACUGUUAACAGAGUUUGAAACUAGUUCUAUCAACAUCAAUCAUCUACAUUGGUUAGAUAAAAAUAUCAUGCUAGCAGCAGCAGGAGGACAUCCUUGGGUUCUGGACAAAGAUCAUCAAUACUGCAGUUUAACAGAACUUGAAAUCACUUUUGGAACUAUGAGAUAUGAAGAUCAUUAUGUUACACUCUAUUAUCGUACAUCUGAUCAUCUGGAUGAUAAACUUCUAAAUGCAAAGUUGGCAGAAAAAGAUAGCUUAAUGAAUAUUUACUUAGCAGAAUCUGAACAUGCAAAAAAUAAAAUAAAUAAACUAAAACAGAGACUUGUAAACAAGGGAGUUCCCAUCAAGUAUUUUCGAACAUGUGAAGAAUUAGGCCAGAUGGUUUUAGAAGAUUGGCUACAGAUCUUGAAUAUUCUAGUUCCAUCCCUUAAACAUGAUGGAUACAUGUUUGAAACUAAGCAGCAUAAAGAAUGGUUGGCUCAAGAAUGUUUUAGUAACUGCCAUGUUGAAAACUUUGUAGCAUCAGAAGAACUAGAGCAUGUAUUUCAACAACUAACUGACUUUGUUUUAAACUCAGGAGAGCAUAAAACUGAUCUGAAUAAAAAUAUAGUUCUUCACAGCUCUUUAGUCAGUAGUAAUGAAAAUAAGAGAUUCUCUCAGACAGAAAGCAAUACCAAUGUGAUACUGCUUGUAGGGGAAAGAGGUAUUGGUAAAUCAACAUUGGUGGCUCAAUGGCUAAAACUGUUGAAAGAUGAAGGCAGCAACACCUUUGUGGUCUCACAUUUUGUAUCUGCAUCUUGUCACAGUUCAAGUAUUAAAAACUUUAUCAGACAGAGCAUCAGAAAAUUGAGAUCACAUUUUAUGGAAUCGGAUAAUAAAAGUAAAUUUUGUCAGGAGAUUGAGUCAGAUCAUACAAAUCAAAACUUUAUUUACCUGUGUGAGUCUUUUAGUGCAGCUCUAGCACUUGGCCCUUCUGUUAUUGUAUUGGAUGGCAUUGAUGAACUUGGGAGUGAUGCGGAUAAAAGUAUUCCAAUGGUGAAAAGUUGUUGUUGGUUACCUGUAAAUAUUCCUUCAACCUGUAAAUUUGUACUGACAACAACACCUUCAGAUAUAUCAUAUUACAAUCUCUCUCAAAGAACAGAUGUCAGGAUCAUUAAAUGCCCUAAUACUUUGAAAGACAGCCAGAUAAUAUCAAAGAUGUUGAAGAGGCAUUUAAAUCAGAUUCCACAUUUACUACAAGGAGAAAAGACAUUAAAUAACUUAAUUAAUCUCAAAAUUAUGCAGACAGCCUUGAACUUCCAACUUGUAGCUAGUGAAGUCAAGAACUAUAGAUGUUACAGCAGCCUUUCUUUUCUCAUUGACAGCUGUGCAGAGAUGAGUUCUUUGAGUACUUUUUGGAAUGCUUGUCUUAAAAAUUGGAUAGAGGACAUUAGUUGGACACUAGCUAAACCAUCACCACAAGCUCUAGUCUUGGAAAAACAGUUUGAAUCUCAAGGUUGGGUAGUUGAUGCACUAUGCUUGUUGGCUGCUUCUCGGAAUGGAUUAUUUGAACAUCAAAUUGUAUCACUUUUAGAAAUGAUUGGUUACAGAAAUGAUUCUGAAAUAACAUCAUAUGAUUGGCUUCAGUUUAGGUUAUCAACUGAUGGCACUUUGUUGGAAUCAUUAGAUGGACGUUUAAUCUUUUCUCACCAGAGCAUACGAGAAAUUGUGGAAUGUAGUUUGUUUAAUGUUAUUCCCCCAAUGGCAUCUGGUUCUGAUUCAAUCCAUCAUGAAGAAGUUGUUGGUAAAAGUCGACCAUAUCAUUGUUUUCUUGCUGACUACUUCCUCCAACAACCAUUAGACAUUCAAGUCAUGGAAGAGUUGCCAUGGCAACAUAUGAAGCUAAGAAAAUGUUCUGAGUUAUCAAAGAUUUUGACGAAUUUCAGUUUGCUUGACAAAUUCAUGAAGUGUGAGACUCCACUAUGGGAAGAAGAUCUUCAUUUAUAUUGGUCAGUGUGUCACAAGGCUGGAAUAAUUGCAGGCUCUGAGUACAUGCAAACAUUUAAAGCUGUUUGUAAGAAAAAGUUAACAACCAAGUCACUAACAGAGGCUGCAGAUGAAAUUGUUGAUUUUCAAGAUGAAAUGUUUCUACCAAGUAUACACCCAAAGAUUUCAAUGAGUUGUUUAAAUAUUGUCUCAAUUGGCUGGUACAUAGCAAACUAUUUGCACAAUAGUGGCUCAAAAGAUCACUGUCUUGAAUUACUGGAACUAAUUAUAAUGCUUAUCAAAGAGUGCCCUUGCUUAACAUCAGAGUUACAGUUAUACCUGUGUCACUGUUACUAUACAUUUGGUACAUUCUAUCAAAUAUCUAGAGAUUUUGACUUGGCUGAAACUAACUAUAAGCUUUUCCAACUUGCUCUGAUAGAGGCAGACAACAUGGACAAGGAAAGCAGACAUCAAAGUGAUAUUUCUUAUCUUAAAACUUUGCUUCUCUGCUGUUUAAGUAACAUCCAUAUUGUUCACUACAAACUACUUGCAGCAGAAGAACUUUUGUUAGAAGCCAGAGAGUCUCUGAAAAAAGAACCCUAUUCCUAUUUGCUUAAGUCAACAAUAUUAUUUAAUCUGGCUUUAAUAAGGGGAACUGAUAAAGAUUACAACCAAGCUGAAUCACUUUUGAGACAGUCAGCUAAAUUACGUAUUCAGUGGUUUGGUGAUGGUCACAACUUGGUAGCCAAUGUUCAGACAGCUCUUGCUAUGGUGUUGGCAUGUCCUGGCAAUGUCAAAGGGUUUGAUAUACAGCAAGCUGAAGUAUUAUUAAGAAGAGCAUUGUUGGUCUUUGAACGAAGUUUUAGUUCAACACAUUACCUUGUAUCUGGUGUCCUACAUUAUUUAGGUCUAGUAUUGAGUGAAAAUAAGAAUCCUCAAUGUCAAAUGGAAGCGCAAAAAUAUUUACAAAAGUCUUUGGACAUUAGCCUGAUAGAAAUAGGUGACAAAGAUUUGGAUGUCACAUUUAAAAAGCCAAAAGAAAGAUUUUUGAAUGUAGCCAGUGGUGAAUAUGACCUUGGCUACUCCCUGUUUCAUCACAACAGACCUCCUCAUUGGAAACUGCCCAGUGUGGAUAUUUUCCAAUUGAUUGCUGGCUCACAUAUUCAGGGAGCAUUGAAGUGGAAUAUACCAAGCCAUGCCUGGAUUCCAGGUAGACAUAAGCUACAGUCAGGCAACAGGCAAGCACUUUUAUCUAGCAAACAAAAACAUGCCACUGGAAAGUCUAGCAGUAAAAAAACAUUAUUAGCUGCCUCCUUUAGACCAUCUCCAGUGGCUCUUUCUAGUUACAUCAAGCGUGCUGACAGACUAAAUGAGACUAGCAAUUGUUUGCUGCCAGAAAGAGCAUCAAGUGUCAAGAUGGACUUCCUGGAGGAUGACUUAGCUACUAGUUCUAGGAAGAGACAACUGAUUACAGUCAACUUGUUACAGGACACUGAGACUGAUGAUGAAAUGGUAGCAAAGGAUAUAACAACUGCUGAGACAUAUAGAAUAAAAAAUGACAAGAAAAGUGUAAGAAUAAGAUCAGCUGAUGCACCAAGAAAACUUUUUCAAAGAUAUGGAGGCUCCCAGAUGGCUGGGAGCAAGACUAUCACCACGCGCAACCUGUGGAGUGGUCAAAGUAGCAGAACAUGUUCAAGUUCAGGCAGCCAUUACUUUCAUUGUAGUCUACAAGGAUGCCAUGAUAUUACGCUGAGCAACACUAACUCUAUAGCAGGUCCUCACAGUGACCUGUCUAGUUUGCUGGGUCAACCACCCUGUCCAAGACCAGUCACUAAAAAUAUAUACCAUCAUUCAGCUUGGUAUCAUGUACCAGGGCGUUACCUAACGCCCCCAGAAAGUUUCGUUAAGAAACGAAUGCAGAAAACAGACAAUGCUAAAGAUAUUGAAGCGUUCAUUCAUGUCAAAUCUCAGUGGUUGAACAAAUCCAAAGUGAAUUAAAGGGAGAUAAAUGUGUUCCUGGAAAAUGUGCCUAUACUAAAUGUUCACUUGGCCUGUUUAUCAGGUCAGUUUUGUAACUCUAUUUAUGAAUAUCUUAUUUGAAAUACUGCAUUCCUCACUAAUCUUUGGACUCGAAGACAAGCCUUAGUAUUAUUAAUUUAUUAUUUGAUUAGAUUGAUUUCUUGUAUGAAUUGGAUUGAUUUCUUGUAUGAGUGUUACUUAUUUCUUAGACACAUUUUCCAUUCUGCAUCAAUCAUUUUCCUUCAGCAAUUUAUAGACAUUCAAAUUUAACAUUAAUAUACAUAAACACAUUUAUUUGAAUUCAUAUCUACCUACACUACAUCUCCAUCAGACAAAGUUAAGGCAGUUGAUUGUUAUGCUGAUCAAACAAGACUUAGCAAACUGGAUUUUUUUUUCAAGCGAGACUCAUUGACAAAAAAAAUAAUGUUUAUUUAAUGAUAUUUGCUAUUCAUUAAAAAAAUGUACUUUAAAUCAAUCUUCGCUGUUCUUUAAGAUCAUGUACUUUACAUCAAUCUAUAUUCUCAUUCAUUAAGAUUAUGUACUUUGCAUCAAAUUUUGCUUUUUAUAAAAAUCUUGUGUACUUAACAUCAAUCUUUGCUUCUCAUCAUAAUCAUGCUUUUUAUCUCAUAUUUUUCACAUCUUAUCUCAGUGGAAAACAUUAACUAUUUUGAUUUGAAAAAAGCAAAUUAUUAUUUUUGUAAAUAUUCACCCUAGAUAUGGACAACAUAAAUAUACACUUUAAAACAGUUUUGACCAAAUACUAUAGUUUCUUAUUUCAUCCAUUUUUUAACAAAUGUAUAGAGUAAGAUUUUGUUUCAUCUCACAAAAAUAAACAAACUACAAAACUUAAUUUGCAUUAUUAUAAUUUAUUAUUAUUUGACAUGAUUCUAUUUAAAUACUUUAUUAUGUACACCAGAAAUAAACUCUUGUUUGUUGAGUUGUUCUUCUAAAGGCCUGACCUCAACUUUCACAGAUUAACAAAUGUUUGUUGAGUUGUUCUUCUAAAGGCUUGACCUCAACUUUCACAAUUCAACAAAUGUUUCACCGUUGUACAGCUGUUAUACGUCUUUUAUCAUGCGUUUGAAAGAUCCUUUAAAAUAGACGAAGAUCUUGUAGGGCCUACCACUUUUACAAAAUCUAUUUCAGAAAAAUAGAAAUGAGCUUGAACAACUGUUGAAACAUUUGUGCCUUGCGGUAGACAAAUCAGUUUCAAUAUUUUUUAGAGGCCCCCAUAAAGAGAAAAGCCGCAAUCAGGUUUGUCUAGGAUGUCCGUCUGUCACACUCAGAUCUCAAAAACUAGAAGAGAAAUGAAAUAUAUAUUAUUUCCCCAUGCAUUGUGUCUCGCAAAGUUUAGGUGCAACGGCUACUUUUUAUUUUCUAAAAGCAACGGUUUUGUUUUUAAAAUUAAUUAUGCAAGCAAUUUUUUUUUAUAAAAAAUACACCACUUCUAAAACAAUUCAUAAAUGUAACGAAGAUUAUGUUACCAAUAUGUUGACAAAGAUAAUUUUCAGUAUAUAUUUGUAAAAGGCGGACCCUAUUCCCAACCAGUUGUGAAUAGGCUUCAACCCUAUUCCCAACCGGAUGGAUGGGUCAAAUAAGGUCAAAACCCUAUUCACAGUCAACAGGGUCAAAUUAGGUCAAAACCUUAUUCCCAGUUGACUGUGUUUAGGUCAAAUCCUAUUCAGUUAAAUGUUUUUUUUUUAAGUGAUUGAUUUUAAAGAAGAUAAUAGAAAAUAGCUAUAAAAUAGAAUUGGUUUGAUAUUGAUAAAUCUUUACAAUUUAUUAAACUAUUAUUUUUUUCCCUAAUGUAAUUAAAGGAACAAUGUAUACUUUAUAGGUUAUUUUUUAUUAUAGAAUUGUUAGGUCAUAUUUUUGUUAAAUCUUUGAGCUGAAUAUUUGUAAUAGCUAUAAAAUAAAUAAAAUAUAUUAAUUCACUGA